Molecule: messenger RNA, 1236 nt
Organism: Maniola jurtina (meadow brown)
Lineage: Eukaryota; Metazoa; Arthropoda; Insecta; Lepidoptera; Nymphalidae
Product: protein PELPK1-like
Exons: 3
Coding region: 155-1126 (323 amino acids)
Source: RefSeq, a predicted model, not a curated record
AUAUUAUACACUUCAAGAUGCAAACUAUGAAUACAAAUUCGGCAGUGUGAUUACAUCUAGUUUCUUUAUGUUCGCGAUUGUAAGUGGGUGAUCUCGAAUAAGUAUAAAAGAGUCGUCAGUGAAUUAAAUCGAGUACAGGCUACCCGGUACUCAAAUGUCUAGUGCCUCCGAGAUGAAGGUGUUUGUGGUGUUGUUAUGUGGAAUAGCCGGCGCAGUGGCCAGCAGUGCGGUGGCGUGGCCUGGUGGUAUACCACUAUCGGUACCAUACCACUCGGCGCAAAUAAGGACGGUCAUACCACCACAGAUUAAAGGAUUUGCAUACUCUACUAGCCAGUAUAUUAAUGCUGUUCCAGCACAAGGUUACCGGCCACAGUUUGGAUAUCAAAUAUCUUAUCCGGGAUAUCCAACCUACUCACCAACUCUAGCAGCUUCAUACUACCCUUCCAAUAGUAUUUUCUAUCCUUCUCCGUCGCCUGUCGCUCCAGCUGCACCUGCGCCGAUCGGCCCGAUAACCCCAGCACAGCCAGCACAAGGCUCGCCAUCAGAACAACCAGCAGGCGAUGAAGAUUCAGCAGUCAUUGAAUCUGCAGACGCGUCGUCUAAUCAACAACAAUCUUCAAGCGAAUCGCAAUCACAACCUCAGCCCCAAUACCCAGCAAGUAGUACACCUUCAUUUCCUCAAUCAUCCUUAGACUCUAAAAAUAUGCCUGGAGUGCCCCAAAUACCUCAGCUGAACCCAUCAUUCCUUCAAUUUUUACCGCCUGGUACCAGUUACCCACAAUUACCUCAGUUCACUCAGCUACCACAAUUCCCCCAACAGGCUCCUCAAUUCCCACAGCUUCCUCAAAUUCCACAACUGCCGCAAUUUCCACAGUUCCCACAGCAGGCUCCUGAAUUUCCACAGCUUCCCCAACUACCGCAGCUGCCACAGUUCCCCCAGCAGGCCCCUGAAUUCCCACAGCUCCCUCAAAUUCCACAGCUGCCGCAGUUUCCUCCGCAACCACAGUUUCCUCAACUGCCACAGACACCAUCCAAUCCUUCCUUCCCUCCAACGCCAUCUGGCCCGUCUGACAAUAACGAUAAAGGCAGAAACGAUGAAGAUACAGUAUCUGUGGACGCUGCGUGAUUUAUCUUCAGUAACUAUUAGUGAAUAUUUAUACCGUAAAUAAGUUUACUCGAACACAAUAACAGUUUUAUGGUCAUUUUAAACCUUAAAUAAACAUUUUUCUACCUUUA